UGCUGCGGUACGUGAGAAUUAAUCGUAAGUUGUACCGGGAAAACUGUGCGUGUUGUGCGUACAUUGUGCUGUACGUGUACGUGAACAGAUACGUACUACGACUUCAUCCAGGCUUGCCUUUAACUAAUAAAGUACUCUGUAUUGCUACUUCUAUACGGCGUAUCGUACUUGCCGGAAGUUGCGUACAGAACAUGUUUGCACAUACAGGAAUAAUAAUACAUGACUCAUCGGCGUUUGUUAUGACGGGCGUUGAUGGUUGCAUUGAGCAGCGGUCGUACUUGUACGUGGCGUUAUUUGUUUGUUGGAUGUUUCUUCUCACGCCGCUUCUUGUCCUGUCGUUGGCUCGCCGGAAUGCCAAUUGGCAAUUGCGAUGCAUUCUGUUUAUCUCACCGGAAGACAGCCUGUAUAGUUCUGUCGACGUGUGCAUAAUAAUAUUUACGAAGAAUUCUUAUUAUGAGGAAUUCUAAAGGACACCACGAGGAAGACGUUAGAAUGCCGGUAUAUAAUAUUAUGCGAUCGUGAGAUGGCCCUGGCCGAGGCGGAGGACGGGGUGUGGCGCGGCAACCGCAGCUGGCCGCCCGAGUCGACGACGGGCGAAUCGGCCGCGGAGGAUUUCGAGUACGCGGACCUGAUGCAGGUGGCCGGCGUGCGGCAGGUCUUAGUGGCGGCCUACCUGCUGAUCAUCGUGCUGACGGUGCUCGGCAACGGCCUGGUCAUCCUCGUCGUCCUCGGGCAGCGCCGCAUGCGCACCAACGUCAACUACCUCAUCUGCAACCUCGCCGUGUCGGACGUGCUGGUGGGGGCCUUCGUCAGCCCGGUGAAGCUGCUGGAGAUGCUCGUGCCGCCCGAGUACCGACUGCUCAGUGAGCCGCUGUGCACGGCGCUGUCGUUCGCGCAGUCCGUGGCCGUCUUCUCCACCAUCCUCACGCUCCUCAUCAUCUCCGUGGAAAGAUUCGUGGCCAUCGUGUAUCCGCUGCACUCGCGCCGCUUCGGCAACCGGCUGCGCAUCAAGGUGUACAUCGCGCUGACCUGGCUGCUGGCCGCCGUCAUCAGCAUUCCCACGCUGCUGGGCAGCAGUCCGCGCACCAUCCGCUGUCACAGCGCGUACGGCCGCCUGCAGGUCUCCAUCUGCGAGGACGCCUUCGCGCCCGACUUCCGCAAGGGCUACUUCCUCUUCCUCUUCAUCGUGGUGUACGGCCUGCCCCUGCUCAUCAUCCUCACCACAUCCGGCCUCAUUAUCCGCACGCUCUUCCGCACACAGCACAUCCUUCCGCUUCCGCUCCAUCCCCAUCACAACGGCAAUCUCCACAACGACACCAACGCCAACGGCAGCGCUCCUUCGCCCUUGAGCUCCGCCGAGACGGCCAGCCGGCGCCGCGCCUCCUCCCUGCGCCCCGACGCCCUCGACCACCUCACCGCCGGCGCCGCAAACAACAACCAACGCCACCAGGAUAACCGCCGAAAGGUAGCCGCCAUGAUGGUGGUGGUCAGCAUCGGAUUCGCCAUCUGCUGGUCGCCCUACUUCUUCGUCACCAUCUUCGUGGAGUACAUCUACAAUUUCUUCGAGAAGAGCAACUUUUUCUUUACCUUGCGCCUGAUCAGUCUGCUGGGCUUCCUGAAUUCCGCGAUUAACCCGUUGAUCUACCUGAUGAACGAGCGCUUCCGCGAGCAGUACCUGCGCAUCCUGGAGGAGUGCUGCUGCGCGUUGUGUCUCCGCAGCGGCCGUUGGCGCCGGCGCAGCCGCCAACGCCAGCCCUCCUGGCAACACUCCGUCUUCCGCCGCGGCACCCAACGCACGCUGUGCUCGCGCGCCGGCUCCGUGCAGGUGGACGCCGGCCCGGAGGAGGACGACAAGGGACACCCGCUGCGCCGGUUAAGCCGGCGCCUGCGUCUCCGCAGCCUCCCGGUGGCGUGCUACGGGACUUCCGGUGACCCUUCGACCUUCCCCGGCGCCCCGCCCACCGCCCGCCGGCUGGUGCGCACCGCCAGCGAGACGGCCGACCGAGCGAAGCGCCACCGGCCGUUUCUGCGCGCCAACUCGGACAUGCCGCGGAUGGCGCACGCCGCCGUCCAGACGGGGAACGGUGGCGCCGUCUGGCGGCGGAUGCAGUCACCGGAAGCGGGUUUCGACGCGGAUGUCGUCCUCACCAUUCCCGACACGAUCCACGAGGAUACCGUCAUAUGAACACGUUAUGAUGGAGGAUAAAUAUUUUUAUGUGAUUUUGCACAGCUGUGCCUGUUGCGUUUUCAACGCGAUGACUGUGUUUUUUCAAUUUCAUACAGACAUUUUUGCUCAUUUAAACAGAGUAAUUAAUUCAGCGGUUAUGAUCGAAAUACGGUCUGUUCUAAAGGAUUAUAAACUGGACUA
Paramacrobiotus metropolitanus is the source of this 2368-nucleotide messenger RNA. Its product is annotated as QRFP-like peptide receptor. NCBI's taxonomy places the organism in Eukaryota, Metazoa, Tardigrada, Eutardigrada, Parachela, Macrobiotidae. The record is from RefSeq and is a predicted model, not a curated record. Gene Ontology annotation, cellular component: membrane. The transcript has 9 exons. Gene Ontology annotation, molecular function: G protein-coupled receptor activity. Gene Ontology annotation, biological process: G protein-coupled receptor signaling pathway. The coding region runs from base 524 to 2185 and encodes 553 amino acids.